AUGAUAUGCUUCCGGCUUGCCUACGGAAUCAAGACAGGUCACUCACAUAAAGUAAUCAAGCAUCUUUCCGUCGCUCUUUUCAUCCUCUCAAUCGUCUUGGUUCUAUGCGACGUAAAACACCUUCGAAAGUUCACGACUUACUACAUCAUUCCCUCCCUGCCAUUCAUAGACCAAUCAGACAGACCGCCAACCUAUGAUGAUCUGAGGAAAUGGGAGCAAAAUCUGCCGCAGCACAACCUGGACCUGCAGUUUCCAGAGGGGAAAACAGGAAGAUAUGUUAUGUUCACAAGCUCGCAGGUCGAGGUUUUGGGCUGGAACAAUAAAUUCAUCAACGUAGAGUGGACGCCACAUACCCCUCUCAAUGCAUUUUUCUCUGGCCCUACUGCAGGUGGUCCUUGGGGUCCCGGAGAUAGCUCACCUCGGUCAAUAUCGGACAAAUGGUAUGAGGUUGUGUGUCCUAAAGAAGAACGCAAGUACAUCAAUACACACGACGUGAAGCCCGCCAUUUAUUGGGAAGAUGGCAUCGUUAUUUUUGAUCACUGGCGGACAAUAUUGUCCGAAGCCCCUGAGCAAUGCAUUGAGGUCAUUGCACCCCGUCCUGAGAUCGACAGCACACCUCAGGUAUUUGACCUUCAUUUGUGGGGAUCAGGUCGCAGCCUGUCAUUAUGGGAGGAAUUCAAAAAUUCUCCUGUCUCACAACUUUUGUCUGCAUCGCCAAUAGUGCGGUCUGCUAUCGAAACCAACCUUCCGUCCUUUUCACCCGGAGAGUUGGAUCUUCAAGUACCACAGUCCAAUGUAUCCAACAUAACCCCAUUCAGCAAUACUCUAUCUGCACAUAUUCGUCGAGGAGACUUUAGAAGGCAAUGUCGACAUUUCUGGACUUGGAGCUCUACCUACUACAACUGGAAUCUCCUUCCUUUUUUGCUGGACAGAUUCGAUCCCCCUCCCGGGUUCUCCUGGGGGGCAAACAUACCACAAAACUUGCCCAUAUUCCUUAAACGUUGCUGGCCAGAUAUUCCGACCAUCAUCAAGCGCAUACACGACGUGAGGGAGGAUUAUCUGAGAACCACAACAACACAAGAGCAAAAGCAGCUUAAAACUGUUUACGUGAUGACGAAUGAUAACUCUCCUUGGCUUGAUGAACUGAGGCUAGCAUUGAAACUGGACGGCUGGGAAAUUGUUUUAACUACAUCGGAUCUCAUCUUAAAUGCAGAACAGAAAGAAGUGGGUGUGUCUGUCGAUAUGGAAAUUGGGCGGCGCUCGGAGUUGUUUAUUGGGAAUGGGGUAAGAAAGCGCCGAUUGGCCAUUCAUCUCCCGACAUAUGUUAACUGA
Messenger RNA from Psilocybe cubensis, 1332 nucleotides. RefSeq lists its product as uncharacterized. The coding region runs from base 1 to 1332 and encodes 443 amino acids. NCBI's taxonomy places the organism in Eukaryota, Fungi, Basidiomycota, Agaricomycetes, Agaricales, Agrocybaceae. The record is from RefSeq and is a predicted model, not a curated record. The transcript has 2 exons.